Messenger RNA from Actinia tenebrosa (Australian red waratah sea anemone), 2243 nucleotides. Its product is annotated as solute carrier family 15 member 4. Gene Ontology annotation, cellular component: membrane. The record is from RefSeq and is a predicted model, not a curated record. Gene Ontology annotation, biological process: transmembrane transport. Lineage: Eukaryota; Metazoa; Cnidaria; Anthozoa; Actiniaria; Actiniidae. Gene Ontology annotation, molecular function: transmembrane transporter activity.
UCCGCAAGACAACAACAUCUAUUAGAAAUGAAAUGUUUUUCCUCUUCGAUCUUACGAUUUUUUCAGUGAAUCUAACUCAUACAGGCAAAACUCAUGAGCUUGGACGUGUUUCCUCCCUCUAGAAUGGAAGAAAUCCAAAGUGCAAACGAAAGGACAGCUUUACUGGACAAGGAAAAGUCAAGGAUUAAUAAUGAACUUGGCGGAAGUAAACCCAUUGAUGGGUUGGAAAGAACAAAUAACGCGACUUGGCCGAUCUAUUUUAUUAUCUUGACUAUUAUGCUCGAGAGAGCAGCAUAUUAUGGCAUCCUUUCUAACUUGGCGUUGUUCUUGUCUGAUGAUUUAGAGCUUUCUCAAGUUGUAACUGUAGUUAGUGUGUUCAUGUUUACUGGUAUGGCAUGGCUGAUGUGUACUGUGGGUGGUGUAGUGGGUGACUCUUAUACUGGCCGAUUCAAGGCUAUACUUGGCAGCUUCAUCAUCUAUAUUAUAGGAGCCUUGCUGCUUGAAUUAAGUGCCCGUUUUUGUGAUAAAGAUGCUAAAGUCACGAUCUGUAAGAAACUUAGUCAAAAAGGUGCAUUCAUUCUCUGCACUCUAUUUAUUAUUUCCAUCGGUGAAGGUGCUUUCAAGUCUAACAUUACAGCUUUUGGCGCUGAACAGAUUACCAGACAAGAUGACAAGACCUACAGAAUGUACUUUAACUGGUUCUACUGGGGUAUUAAUAUCGGUUGCUUCAUUGGCUAUAGUUUUCUAGCUUUCACUCAACAGUACUGUGGGUUUGUUAUUGGUUAUUACCCACCUGUAGCAUGUCUUGUUCUUGCUUGUAUUCUCUUCUUGAUUCCUAAAUCAAGGUACAAUGUCUACCCAUUAAGUGCAAAUGCCUUUAAGAAAGUCUACAACGUUAUCAAAGAGGCUAAAUCAAGAGGGAGAUCCAAUGCUGAAAGGGUGGGUUGUCCUGGUCUAGAGGAGGUAAUGCCAAUGCGCAGCUGGUUAGAUAGAGCCAUGAUCAAAUAUGGAGGAAGUUAUUUGGAUUCUGAAGUUGAAGAAGUCAAGAAACUUGGAAAAAUAGGAAUCAUGUUUAUUAUCCUUGUUCCAUAUUGGAUGAUAUAUUUUCAGAUGAACUCUACUUUCUUACUUCAAGGUCUCCACAUGAACCUACACAGCAAUGACAUAUCCAAUCAGUCAUGUCAAGAUAAAGAUAAAGCCAUUAUUCCUGCAGCUAGUCUGUCUUUAGCAGAUGUAGUUGUUGUCUUGCUAGCAAUCCCACUGAUGGAUAAGAUAGUUUAUCCAUGGCUUGACAGAAGAGGAUGGGGAAUAACAUUAUCUAAGAGGAUACUUAUUGGAUUUUUAUUCGCCACAGCUUCUAUGGUAGCAGCUGGUGUAGUGGAGCACUUUAGAAGGGGUCUUUUAGAUAAACAGAAAUUGACGCAAUGCAUAAAUAUUAAUCAUAAUUAUCCAGCAGUUGACAUGAGUAUUUUCUACCAAGUACCUCAGUAUGCUCUUAUUGGAGUAAGCGAGGUGUUUGCCAGUGUUGGAAGUCUGGAGUUUGCCUAUCAGGAGGCACCCCAAUCGAUGCAUGGUUUUGUCAUGGGAUUAUUAUACUUAGUACAGUCUGUAGCAAGUCUUCUUGGUGCAGGGCUAUACGCCUUCAGCAGUACUAAAGUUCUAAAGUGGGUAGACAAUAAAGGAAAUGCACGGUCGGCAAAUCUCGGAAAAUUGGACAAUUACUUUUAUCUAUUAGCAGCUAUUAUGUUUGUAACUUGGUUGAUAUUUGUGGUACUCUCUGUUAAGAUUGAUUUCAAAUAUCGAAAUGAAUCACUGGCCGCUGUCAGAACAAAGAGAAGGUCAAGCAACAAGCGUGGAGACUCUUUAAGUAAGAUGUAAACUGUAGUCUUAUAAUUUAUUUUUAUGAGCAUGUACAUGUACCAGCUGCAUAGUCCAGUCAGGAAUAGAAUAGUAGACAGUUAGGGAACGCAAAGCGAUUAAGGGCUGCCUCACGAGACGUCAGAACAAUACUCGGGUCUUAAAGUAACUGAGGAGAAGGUGCUGCAUGCUUUCGUAAUAAAAACUAUUCAAAUGAUAAGAUCUUCACGUGGCUUGAAUGACCACGUAAAAUGGCGGUCCCGUCUCUCCACACUUCGUGCUAAAAGUCUAUCGUGCAACACAGGCUGCGGGCAAAAUCUAAAAUAGAACGCAGUACAUCGAUGAAAAAGGUGACAAAAUUUUAAUAAAACAACGUAGAAAAUUUG